Alternaria burnsii is the source of this 1755-nucleotide messenger RNA. RefSeq names its product xylosidase : arab-like proteininofuranosidase. Bases 1 to 1755 code for a protein of 584 amino acids. The record is from RefSeq and is a predicted model, not a curated record. The transcript has 8 exons. Gene Ontology annotation, biological process: carbohydrate metabolic process. NCBI's taxonomy places the organism in Eukaryota, Fungi, Ascomycota, Dothideomycetes, Pleosporales, Pleosporaceae. Gene Ontology annotation, molecular function: hydrolase activity, hydrolyzing O-glycosyl compounds.
AUGCUAUUGGUCACAUUUUCCGUUGUGGUGAUUGCAACGGCCUUGGCUCGAGUAGGAUCUGCACAAGCUUUCAAUUCCAGGUGGUUCAAUCCCAUCUUACCUGGUUUCCAUCCUGAUCCGAGCUGCAUAUUCCAUCAGCUUGACGAGACAUUCUACUGUGCUUCGAGUAGCUUCAAUGUAUUCCCUGGUAUUCCGAUCCAUGCUAGCAAGGAUUUGACGAACUGGAGACUUGUAGGGCAUGCUUUGAACCGGGAGAGUCAACUGCCUGUCCUUGCAGAAUCUAUUGGGUCGACGAGUGGCAUCUGGGCGCCUGCAUUGCGCUUCCACAAUGACACAUUCUAUCUCUUGACUACGAUGGUGCAUGACAAGAGGGCUGACAACGACUCUUCGAGGUGGGAUAACAUCAUCUUCUCGACGACAGACUUGUGGGAUGAGAGCAAGUGGACUGAUGCUGUACACCUUGACUUUGAGGGUUACGAUAUCAGCCCGCACUGGGAUGACGAGGGCAACUCGUAUGUUGUUGGAAGUCAUGCAUGGAAAGUAGCCCACGGUAUUCACAUCAAUCGUGUCGAUCUCACAACGGGUGAGCUACUCGGUGAUUGGACCAACCUGUGGAACGGUACUGGUGGUAUUGCACCGGAAGGACCACAUAUCUUCAAGAAAGACGGCUGGUACUAUCUGAUGAUAGCAGAAGGUGGGACCGGCCUGCUUCACAUGGAAACGAUAGCACGAUCAAAAGAUCUUUAUGGACCGUAUGAACCGAAUACCGCAAAUCCAAUCUUGACCAACACAAACACCACUGAAUACUUCCAAGCUGUAGGCCAUGCCGACCUCUUUCAGGAUGCAACAGGUCAAUGGUGGGGCGUAGCGUUAGCUGUCCGCUCUGGCCCGGAAUGGGUAACCUUCCCUAUGGGCCGAGAAACCGUCCUGUACAACGUUACAUGGGAAGCCGGCUCAUGGCCUGAACUGCAACAUCCAGUCCGGGGCGAGAUGCGAGGAUGGUCACUCCCUGGCAUCAUCCAAAACCUACCAGGUGACGGCCCCUUUGUAGAUGAAGGCGACAACAACAUCAAGUUCCGACCAAACACCUCGAUUCCACCCCACUUCGUCUACUGGCGCCCACCUAUCGCAGAAAACUACGCCAUUUCCCCACCCAGCCAUAUCAACAGCUUGCGUCUCAAGCCCUCGAGUCUGAAUCUUACAGGCAUUGAUGGAAACUCACCCGGUCCCGGCGGUCAAACAUUCAUAUCCCGGCGUCAAGUCGACACACUGUUCAAUUUCGCUUUCGACCUAGAUUACACCCCUAGUGCCCAUGACGAAGAAGCGGGAAUAACACUUUUCUUGACGCAGAACCACCACGCACGAAUGGGCGUCACAAUGCUCCCUCUAGCCAACGACAGCAGUAAACUAGCACCACACUUCCACUUCCAUGCUAUAUCCUACAUUCCCGUUCCUGACGACACAGUCGUCCCUGUGUACGCCUCCUGGCUUAACAAACCGCUCACGCUGAGUCUGAGAGCGGUGAACGUCACACACUAUGCUUUUGGUGCCGGACCCGCUGACGGCAGCGUACCUAUCCAGGACUUUGCAUACGUAGGCGGUGAUAUCAUCUCCUGGGGCUUCACGGGUGCGCUGGUGGGGGCAUAUGCGACGAGUAAUGGGGGAAAUGGGACGUCGGAGGCGUAUGUUACGAAUUGGAAUUAUCAAGGCUGGGGGCAGGUUAGGGAGAAUUGGAAUGGAACCGGAAUCUACUGA